Molecule: messenger RNA, 3195 nt
Organism: Perca fluviatilis (European perch)
Lineage: Eukaryota; Metazoa; Chordata; Actinopteri; Perciformes; Percidae
Product: beta-1,3-galactosyltransferase 2-like
Exons: 4
Coding region: 219-1301 (360 amino acids)
Cellular component (GO): membrane
Molecular function (GO): N-acetyl-beta-D-glucosaminide beta-(1,3)-galactosyltransferase activity
Source: RefSeq, a predicted model, not a curated record
AUCCAACAACAGCAUACAUAUUAUGUUUUUGUGCUUGUCGUCACAUGCAGAGCUGUCUGUGUGUGCCUGUGUGUUUGUCUGAAACACUUCACCACAAAAACCACAAUGCAAUGUACAGUUAGACUUCCACAUACACAUCCUCAUUCGUACCUGCUGUCUGUCUGCUAGCUCGCUGUAGCUGUCACGACAGUCAGAAAUCAUUCUCUGGCUUUUCGAAAAUGCAGGAGAGCUCUGCUUCCAAAGGUGAAAAGACAUGGACAAGACCUAGAAGAUGGUGUUGUUUUUGGAUACUAUUACUCGUGAUGGUAAUGUUAAUUACCUUCUACAUUUCGAGCCCCAAAGUAUCAUGGCCUUUGAAGUAUUGGAGGACACGCUCACAUUCAAGCCAAUCUUACAGCAAUAAGACUACUACAGUCCACAGUGUCUCCCCAGAGGCCCCAGAUGCCCCAGAUGGCCCUCCAGCGUACUUUGUUGCUUACCCGCACCAGUAUGGUUUCGUUUUGGACGAACCCCAUAGAUGUCAGCAGGAAAGCCCAUUCUUGGUUCUUAUGAUCCAAGUCGCACCCCACAACAGAGAGGCCCGUGACGUAAUCCGCAACACGUGGGGCAAAGAAACUACUGUGCUUGGCAGGGUGGUCAGCCACUACUUCCUGCUGGGAAUGUCCAAACAGCAAGAUGGGACAGAAACCAUUAAGGAGCAAGUGUUACAAGAAAGCCAGAGACAUCAUGAUAUUCUUCAGAGUGACUUCUUGGACAGCUACAAUAACCUCACCAUUAAAACUAUGGUCAUGUUCGAAUGGCUCAGCUCCCAUUGCCCCAACACCUCCUACGCCAUGAAGAUUGACUCGGACAUGUUCCUCAAUGUCCACAACCUCGUCGACAUGCUUUUGAAAGCCCCCCGACAUCUCUACAUGACAGGAAUGGUGGCAAGGGGUGCUGCUGUUCUCAGAGACCAAAACUCAAAGUGGUUUCUUCCGGUGUCUGCCUUCCCUGAGUCUAGUUACCCACCGUAUGCCCUGGGACUGGGCUAUGUGUUCUCACUGGAUUUACCCAAAAAGAUACUGGAGGCGUCUGCACAUGUUAAAGCUGUUUACAUUGAAGAUGUGUACGUGGGACUGUGUAUGAGGCAUUUGAGAAUCGCACUGACAGAUCCUCCUCAUGGUAAUUUGUUUAGGGCAUAUAUGCCUACUAGGUCAAGCAACUGUUACUGGACCUCUGUCAUUACAACGUUACUGCAGAACUCUAACCAACUUUCAGAUGUAUGGGGAACAUACCAGACUCAAGCACAGAGUGGCUGUUAACACUUUUGCCCGUGCCUUACAAAAACUAUGUAACUGCAUAGCCCUGUUGCACAGCACAGCAGUUACAACACCACUCUGUUUAUAUCCUAAGUUGCUGCCUUGAUAACAUAUUUUUUUUCAUCUUUGAAGUACGAUCGGGACUUUGGAGAUCUAAACAACAGAGAUUGUGAGACAGAUAUACAUUUUCAGGCUUAGCAAAAUGUGUUCAUAUCUUAGGUAUUUGCGAAGAUUGCACAAAUAAUUGUAAAGAUGUCAAUAAUAUUAAGAUUUUGGGAUGGAGAUCAGUUUUUUUUAUGAAUUGCUCUUGUGUCCAUGCAGUACAUAGAAUGUAACAAAUGUAAUUAAACAGGGAGUUAGCAGGCCUGGUAGUUACCACACUGUGAACGGAUGGAGUUGUCUGGAAGUAAAGCACCUAUAUGUAGCAUAUUAUUGUAAUUUAAUGGUAUGAAGGAAAAUGAUUGUCAAAGGGAAAUGAUUAGCACAAACAAAUAGUCAUGAUUAAGAUUGCGUGUCAGACGUUCACCACUGAAACUUCCCUCAGAGGAAGAGGCCGACCUAACACUGCCGCUGCGUAGCAGAGUGCAUUGAAAGUUACACAACGGCACACAUUAGACAGUUCACACAGUCUGCUGCAGAACAGCUGUAGUUACUACAACUCUGGAAUAAUCUGAAUAACCACGACAUUAAUGGCAUUAACUGUCAGAAAUGCCAGAAUAUUCACCAGCAAAUUAACUUUGUAUAGUGGUAAACGGAAGAGCAUGAUAGCGUCACUGACUAUGACACGAGCAUGCAUGAUAUCGGUCAGUGAACAAAAAAAUAUUUCCCACACUUCCUUGGUUGCUCAUUAAAGUUCCAACUAAAGACAUGCAUGUGUUGCACACAGAUUAUCUUUCGCAAAGAUCUGAUAAAGUGAGGAUGUGUUCGUUUACUGAGUGAUGUAAAGUGCUUGAAUCAGAGUGAAAGACUUGGCGUGCCGUUUGCCUUUUAUCUUAGGUACUGUCAUGACUGUAUGUUCUGUGCUUAAUCUACGGUAUUUGUCUUUGAAAAUACAGCUAAAUGGAUGAGAAGAAAUACGCAGUACAGUAACAAUUGUGCAAAUAAUUAUGAAUAAUGGAAUACAAUAUAUUUCUUUAACAUAUUUUUCCCAGUUGUCCUAAAAAUGACCAUUCCAAACAACAAAGCUGCAUUCUCAAUUAUGUAUUAAGGGAAACAUAUUUUGUCCCUGAUAACGUUUGUAUUUGACAUAUCACAAAUACGUUUCUAAUCAAAGUCCACCAAAGUCUGCAUAGGGAGUAGGUUGGGGUGGAUGGACGGUUAAAAAAAACAAAAGACUUUCACCCAGGAGACCGCUGUUCAUGUCCUGUGUGAACCCAACAGUCAUCGUCGACUUACAUCAUAUAAUGUAACAAACGUACUUAUUUGAAUCCAUCGAAUCAACCAUCUUCUCCUAAACCUAACCAAGUAGUUUUGUUUCAAUUCACGGCGUUAACCAUGUGUUUAAAACAGCAACUGUUCUGCAUGAACGCUGGAAAAUACAUUUCCCUCACAACGCAAUUGAAAAUGCAGAAUCGUUCCGGGAAUGUCUUUUUUCAGGAGACGGGGUUCAAUUAUUGUAGGAGCUGUUUUAGAGAAAAUAGAGUUGACCAACAUUAUGGUCAUUUAAUUGUUGCAGUUUGUGGUGCUGUUGAGUUGCAUCACGCUACACUGAGAGUUGUUUCUAAUUUCUUAUUAAUGAGUUUUUUUAGCUACUCUAGAGGCGUGGCUCUGAGGAUGGCAAUCACUUAGUCCAUCACUUUGGCCCAUACUAAAAUGUCUCAACUACUGAAUGGAUUACUAUGUAAUUUUGUACAUCAUUUAUUGUCCCCAAAGGAUAAAUCCUACUGGCUUUUAUUGA